GCGCGGGCGCUGCCGACAGAGAGGGCGUGGCCGACGGGCCCAGGACACCCUGGGCCGCCUCGUCGCGGGCUUCGGGUACGACUGGCUGGGGCACCGUGGCGGGGACCCCGGGUUCGGAGACGGGGAGGCACGAGCGGAUGUAUGAGAACGAGGCGGAGGACCUCGACUGCGUGCGGCUGCUGCACCUUGCAUUCAUGCCCACGCCCACGCGCGAGCAGAUGGCCGGGCUCUGCCGCUGCCUGCCGCAGCUCGGGCGCCUGGAGGCCCUGGACCUCUCGCAGUGCCAGGUCGGCGACGGGGGCGCCGCGGCGCUGGCGGGGGCGCUGCCGGAGCUGGCGGAGCUGCAGGUGCUGCGCCUGGACAGGAGCCGCAUCGGCGGCAGCGGCGCGCGGGCGCUGGCCGGGGGGCUGCCUGCAGGGCUCGAGGGCGCCGCGGCGCUGGCGUCGGCGCUGCCCGAGAGCCUGACGAUCCUGGGCCUCUACUGCAACCGCAUCUCCGACGAGGGCGCCGCCGCGUUGGCCUGGGCGUUGCCCGCAGCGCGAGAGCUGCAGGUUCUGGAGCUCGCCAACAACCAGAUCGGCGACAGGGGUGCCGCGGAGAUCGCCCUGGUGCUGCCAGAGGCGGUGUCGCUGCAGGACCUGGGGCUGGCAGGCAACCGGGUCGGGGACGUGGGCGCCGCGGCGCUGGCCCGGGCGCUGUUCGCCGCGCUGGCUCCGGGUGCCCAGGCGGCGGCCACCGUGGAGGCCGAGUCCGAGGAGGCUUGGCCAGAGGAGGCGGAGUCAGAGGUGGAGCCAGAGGGGUCGGGUCUCAAGAGGGCGGCGUCAGCGGCGCCGAGGCACGCGCUGGAGAGGCUGCACCUCAGCCGCAACUGGAUAGGCGCCGAGGGUGCUGUAGCGCUUCACCAGGCGGCGGAGGGGACCGAGUGCCGCGUGGACGGCCUGGAGGAGCUCGUCCACCUGGAGCGGUACACGGACGCCUACAGCCUCUUCGCUGCGCUCGCCUUCACGGUGGAUGCCGGCCGCGCGCAGAGGGGGCAUCCCGACCCCAAAGGGCUGCAGCUGAACUUGGUGAUCGACACGUUGGAGGCCCAGUGCAGCAAAUACGCCCGACCCGAAGGACACUUCAAGGGCAUCAGCGAGAUGGGCGUGUUCUGGGACUGGAUCUCGCUGCUGCAGCCCGACUCCGUCAAAGCCAACAACGCGAAGUGUGCCGCUCUCAGGGAUGGCAGGAGUCAGGAGGUCGCCCAGCAGGCCGCGGACGACGCCAAGCGGACUCCGGCGGAGAAGGCGGCGUUCAAGCACGCCCUGCACAACGCACGCGAGAGCGGAUACGACCAGUCAGGGUGGACCCUCUACGAGCGCUGCUCCGCCGAGCAGAUCAAGAAGGUCCACCGCUUCGACGUGAAAUGGGACUCCGUAAUCGACCUCGGGGACAGGACCGGGUCGCUGAAGGCCGGGAGGGGCUGGCCCGUGGGCCCGGACCAGUUCAGCGUGCUCGUCGAGGGCAGGUCCUUCACGAACGGCGCGGACCGGGAGGCGGUGAAGGCGCUCUUCUGCAGGAUGAGCCGCGCGCAGCUGGGCGGGGUGACGGUGCUGGACUUCGACGGGAUGCCGCCCACGACGCCCGCGCAGGCCGCGGGGCUGGCCAGCUACCUCCAGCACUGCGCCCACCUGGAGAGGCUCUACCUGGCGGGCUGCCAGAUCGGCCCGGGGGCCCUGGCCGAGGCGCUGCCCUGCAUGCUGGGGCUGCGGGUGCUGGGCCUCUCCGGCAACGCCCUCGGCGACGAGGGCGCCCGGGCGCUGGCGGCAGCGCUGCCCCGCAUGGCGGCCCUGCAGGAGCUGCGCCUGGCCGGCAACGCGCUCGGCGCCGCGGGCGCCCAGGCGCUGGCCGCGGCGCUGCCCUGCGCGCCCCGCCUGCGGACGCUGGACCUGACCAGGAACGAGAUGGGCGCCGAGGGGGAGGCGGCGGUGCUGCAGGCGGCCAGCGAGACCGGGUGCUUCGUGCACCUGUAUGGCUCGGCCCGAUCCCUGCGCAUGAGCGCGGCCGCGAGGCGAGCCCUCGGGGGCUGCUGCGCCGCCGCCGCGGCCGCGCACCUGCGCCGCCGCCGCCGCGGCGCGGCCGGCGGCCUCCGGGCCGAGAGCUCCGAGAGCUGGCACGCCGGCUACCGCUGGUUCGCGCGCGAGCCCGCGGGCCCCGGCCGGGGCGCCGGGGAGCUGCGCGGGCCGCGCUGGCCUGGCCCGGCGGGCAGGGGCGGGGAGCGGAUGUUGACCCGCGCCGAGGUCGGCGCCCGCGACGGGCGCGGCGAGGGCGGGGAGGUCUGGGUGACGUACCGCGACGGGGUGUACGACGUCACGCGCUACCUCGCGGAGGAGCACCCGGGGGGGCGGCUGCUCCUCCAGGCGGCGGGCGGCCCCGUGGAGGGGUUCUGGGCCCACUGGGCGCAGCACCACAUGUCUCCCGAGGUGCCGAGGGCCCUGGAGAGGCUGCGGAUCGGCCGGCUCGUCGACUUCCGGCCGGACGAGGAGGAGGAGGAGGAGCGCUACGGGGGUGGCGCGUGGGCCGAGGAGCAGGCCGACCCCUGCCGGGCCGAGAACCGGGCGCGGGCCUCGCCCCUGAGCCAGAUGCCCUACCAGUCCGAGACCCGGUCGGCCGAGCUGGCGUCGUCGUACCUCACCUCGAGCGGGGCCUUCUACGUGCGCAACCACGCCCCCGUGCCCCACGUGCCGCCCGAGGAGGCCAGCGAGCACGCCAUCACCCUCUGCGUGGGGGAGGACGAGGUCGCGGCCCUGACGCUGGCGGAGCUCCAGGCCAGGUUCGGCUCCGCGAGCGUCGUCUCCGUGAUGCAGUGCGCGGGCAACCGGGCGGCGGACAACAUCGCCGCCAACGGCGUCCACGCCUCCGGCUUCGUGGGCGGGGCCGCCGAGCACCUGGGGCUCGGGAUGCUCGGGAACGCUCGGUGGCGCGGCGCGCGGCUGGCGGACGUGCUGCGGGAGCUGCUGCCCCCGCGGGCCGGAGCGGAGGCCGACGACCUGCACGUGACCUUCGAGGGCCUCGACGGCUAUUACACCUCCGCGCCCCUGCGCCACGUCAUGGACCCCUCCAGCGACUGCCUGCUGGCCGUGGAGAUGAACAGCGCGCCGCUGGCGCCCGACCACGGCUUCCCCGUCCGCGCUCUCCUGCCGGGCGUGGCCGGCGCCCGCAGCGUGAAGUGGCUCAGCAAGAUCACCGUCGGCGGGCAGACGGACUCGCCCUGGACGCGCCACUACUACCGCGACAGGCCCAGCCUGGAGCCAGUCCAGCUGCUGCCCAUGAACUCGGUCAUCCUCUCGCCAGAGCCGGGGGCUUACGCGCCCGCAGAGGCGAGGGCGGUGGUGGUCCGGGGCGUCGCCUACGCCGGCGGCUCGGGCAGGGCCGUGGCGGGCGUCGAGGUGUCCGCCGACCGGGGCCAGAGCUGGCACGCGGCCGCCUGCCUGCACGGCGAGGUCCCCGCCGACGACUCGUCCGCCCCGCGCGGCUGGGUGCGCUUCGAGGGGCGCGCGCCGCUGCCGCACGCGGGCGGCGGCGCGGCGCUGGGGGUUCCCCAGACGGAGCUCUGGUGCCGCGCGGUGGACGACCGCGGCGGCGUGCAGCCGGACGUCGGAGACCCCCACGGCGGGUACCUGUACAACGGGUACCACCGGGUGCCUCUGCUGCGGGGGCGCUUGCCCGCACCUGCGCAGGUGGUGCUCU
Prorocentrum cordatum is the source of this 3729-nucleotide messenger RNA. Lineage: Eukaryota; Dinophyceae; Prorocentrales; Prorocentraceae. The record is from the annotation of a GenBank genome assembly.